UUUGAUGGACGACGCCCAGCGACGCAAGCCAUGGGUCCUUCUCUUGGCAUGUCUCGUAGACAUUGGCAACUCGUACUGCUACGAUACGCCGUCCGCGCUCAAGUCGCAGCUUCAGGAGCACCUCCAUGGCAUGCCCACCGCCUCGUUUGAGAUGGCUUUUAACCUGCUCUACACGGUCUACUCGGUGCCCAACAUUGUGCUGCCGCUGUUCGGCGGCCUCGUGACGGACCGCAUUGGCCCGCGCAGCAUGCUUCUCCUGGUGACGCUGCUCAUUCUUAUCGGCCAUGGCAUCUUUGCCGUCGGCAACCAGCUGCAGAACGUGCCCGUCAUGCUACUCGGGCGGGUCGUCUUUGGCCUGGGCGGCGAGACCAUUUCGGUCGCUCAAGCGACUGUCCUCGCUGUCUGGUUUGAUAGCAACGAGCUGGCACUCGCCAACGGAUUCGCGCUGAGUACGUCCAAGCUCGCGACGACGCUCAACAACGAGCUGAGUCCCGUGCUCGCGGAAGCCUUCGGUCUCUCGAGCGCCAUCUGGGCCGGCGUCGUAGUGUGUGCGCUCGCAUUCCUCGCAACGCUCGCCCUCUAUCGUAUCAGCGAACGUGACGCGGUCGACCAAGACGACGACAACGUCCCCGUACAGCUGUCCGAUAUCAUUGAUUUUAGCACGAGCUUCUGGCUCAUGGCCGGCGCGUUCUUUGUGCUGUACGCGGUGACAGGGCCGUUCAACAACGUCGCCAGCAGUAUCUUUCUAGAGCGCGACUACUACAAGGCCCUCCCGAGUGCGUGCCAUCGGUGCGGCCUCGGUGCGUACGCUGGUGACGUCAACUGCUCGAUGUUGCCGCCGGCCUGUCCACCAUCACCUCCCUAUGCAUACCCACUGCCGCUGCUCUCGGCCCACUGCACUUUGAACCAAACACAGUGCCUCCGCGCUCCUCCGUAUGUGCUCGCCCAUCACAUCAACUGCGACGAUACGUUUUGGAAAAAUGGCGAAGUGACCAAGGGGUACUGCAGCGUCAAGUACGCUGCCGAGCAAGCCGCGGCGUUCCCGCUGAGCAUCGCACCGCUGCUUGUGGCCACCACGGCGCCGCUCUCGGGCUACCUCGUCGACCAUCUGGGGCAUCGCGCGGCCUUGGCGACUGGCGCAAUGGUGCUUCUGGGGCUCUCGCACGCGCUGAUUGGCUACACGUGGUUGUCUCUGUACGUCCCGCUCGUGCUCCAAGGCAUUGGGUUCAGCGUCUUCUUGUCGGCGCUCUGGCCCGCCGUGUCGUAUUGCGUUGCACCGCACCACGUGGGUACCGCGUAUGGCGUCCUUUGCGCCGUCUUGAACUUUGGCCUUGCGCUCGUCCCGAUGCUUGUGGUUGUCGAACACAACCUCACGGGCGUCUACGUGCCGUACGUGAAUGGUAUGUUUAUCGGCCUCUCGCUCCUCGGUGUCGGCGCCUGCGCAGCCUUGUGCGUCGUCGACCAUGCGAACGGCGGUGCGCUUGACGGUGUUACGAUGACCCAAGUCCAACCAACACCAGUGCCGCUCUCGGAGCUGCUCACGAACGAAGAGACGAGCUUGGUGCAAGCGCCAACCGUCGGCUACGGGACAUACUCGUAGACUCUACAUUCUUUUUGCAAUAUCCGUGCAUAAGCUUUGACGAAGCAUAUUGACGUGGGUUGGCGACCGUUGG
This is a messenger RNA of Saprolegnia diclina VS20, 1673 nucleotides long. RefSeq lists its product as hypothetical. The coding region runs from base 5 to 1600 and encodes 531 amino acids. Gene Ontology annotation, molecular function: transmembrane transporter activity. Gene Ontology annotation, biological process: transmembrane transport. NCBI's taxonomy places the organism in Eukaryota, Oomycota, Saprolegniomycetes, Saprolegniales, Saprolegniaceae. The record is from RefSeq and is a predicted model, not a curated record. The transcript has 7 exons.